GUCCUCUUUGCCCCCAAUAUCUUCAUUCUACAGUAUCUGGAAAAGACCCAUCAGCUUACCGCUGAGAUUAAGAGCAAAGCCAUCAAAUUUCUUGAAAGUGGAUAUCAGCGACAGCUAACAUACAAGCGUGAUGAUGGUUCAUACAGUGCCUUUGGAAAGGGUGACCCUGAGGGUAACACAUGGUUAUCUGCAUUCGUAGUGAAGUCCUUUAGCAAAGGGCGGCCUUACAUAUUUAUAGAUGAAAGUCACUUAAAGCAAUCGUUUACUUGGCUACAGAAUAUUCGUAAAGAGACUGGCUGCUUCCGCAAUGUAGGGAGACUGCUAAAUACUGCUAUGCAGGGAGGAGUGAAAGAUGAUGUCUCCCUUUCUGCUUAUGUGACAAUGGCUCUAAUAGAGGCUGGUACAUCUCUUGAGGAUCCUCUGGUUAGAGACGCAGUGUCCUGUCUGCGGAAGGCUGCUGUGGAUGUGAACAGUGUAUACACUUUGGCUCUGCUGGCCUACACCUUUACAUUUGUGCAGAGAGACAGAGCUCAGGGCAGCUGUAUUGGACAAACUGGAAGAAAAAGCUGUACGAGGAGAUGGACAGCUCCACUGGGAACGGGAUUCUGCUCCUCCCAUUCAAGAUUCAUACUGGUACAGAGCUCCAUCUGCUGAGGUAGAGAUGACCUCCUAUGUGCUCCUGGCUCUACUCUCUGGACCUAAACCUGACCUGGCCAAAGCUACACAGAUUGUGAACUGGCUAAGCAAACAGCAG
Molecule: messenger RNA, 754 nt
Organism: Staurois parvus
Lineage: Eukaryota; Metazoa; Chordata; Amphibia; Anura; Ranidae
Source: the annotation of a GenBank genome assembly